Molecule: messenger RNA, 1295 nt
Organism: Photinus pyralis (common eastern firefly)
Lineage: Eukaryota; Metazoa; Arthropoda; Insecta; Coleoptera; Lampyridae
Gene: Mocs2B
Product: molybdopterin synthase catalytic subunit
Exons: 5
Coding region: 138-1184 (348 amino acids)
Biological process (GO): Mo-molybdopterin cofactor biosynthetic process
Cellular component (GO): cytosol
Molecular function (GO): molybdopterin synthase activity
Source: RefSeq, a predicted model, not a curated record
CGAACGUUUUAAUCUAGAUGCUAUUAAACGUUGUUGUGUGUUGUCUGUUAAUGAGGAGUACGUGAACUGCGACGAUAUCUUACAUUUAAAGCAAGGAGACGUAGUUGGUGUUAUACCACCACUCAGCGGAGGAUAAAAUGGAGUUUUUAAAACUAACCCACACUCAGCUUUCUGUAGAGGAAAUUUCCAAUCUGGUCUCCACACCAACAUGUGGUGCAAUAUCCAUAUUUGUAGGAACAACUAGGAAUAAUUUUGAGGGGAAAAGUGUCAUUAAUCUCGAGUAUGAAGCUUACGAGAGUAUGGCGUUAAAGUCUUUGCAGUCUCUGUGUAAUGAUAUAAGAUCGCAGUGGAAGGCAAUUGAAAAUAUCGCAAUUUAUCAUAGACUAGGUACUGUACCAGUUAAGGAAGCGAGUAUAGUUAUUGCUAUAUCAUCACCACACAGACUUGAUGCAAUGCAAGCCGUUCAAUGGUGUAUUGAUAAUGUUAAAAAAUCAGUUCCAAUUUGGAAGAAAGAAAUAUACGAAGGCCAAACAGAUUCGUGGAAAGAGAAUAAGGAAUCAUCUAUUCAUCCUCCGAGAGUUAAAUUCUUUAAAUUAAACAAUAUCCCCGAAGUUAAAGUUCCGUUCGUUCCUCCCCAUCUUGUGCAAAUCAAAGCAGAUGGUGAAGAAAUAGAGAAACGCAUUGAAAAGUUCAUCGAGUUAAAACGAGAAGAAAUAAAUCGUGCGAAUAUAAGAGAUUUUUGUUGCCGUGACGAUAAUGAAAUAAACGAGUUCUCGUGUGCGCGGAUCGAUGCUAAAUUAAUUAAAAGAAAAGACUCCAAAGGUCAUUUGAAGGUAAGCCGUGUUUUAAAUACUUAUCAUCGGGAUCAAGGAGAUUUAGAUUACUUAAAAAAGUAUGGCAAUAAAAAUGGAAUUGAAGAACGGAUUGUGGGCAUCGAAACGCAAUUAAAUUUGGAUCAUCGUACACAUAAAGAUACGUUUAAGAGAUUGCAAAUAAUGGAAAAUCGUUUACUGCACUUGGAGUCUUUGUCCCCUGAAUAUAUUAACUUUUGGAAUAAAUCUGCGCCUUAUCAAAAACCAUCUAAUAAAAAAAGAAUAUUUACAAUCGAGGAAAUUGAUAGUUUUAUCAGUAAUUUAGAAAAGAAACGUACAAAAUUAAAUUUGGCAUCCGAUGAAGAGAGUUGAAGUGAAUUUUUUAUUCAUUUGGGAUUUUUAUGUAUGUAACUUUGUAACAAAAGGGGUUGAGCAACAUCAUCUAAUAAAACCAAUGAAUAAACAUUGAAUAAAACAAAUGAA